GUCCGGGCUGCGGCGGCGGCCGCGUCACAGCAGUGCUCCCGCUGCCCGGCGCCUCAGACCCGGCCCGAGCGCCGCCGAGGACGCGGACGGGGACCCGCACGGGCACAGGGGCUGCGCCGGAGCUUCCUCUCGCGGGCCGGGGCUGCGCGACCAUGGCGGACAAGGAGGCCGGCGACGGCGACGCGGGGCCCCGAGAAACAGCCCCCACGUCUGCAUAUUCCUCUCCAGUCCGGAGUCUGGGGGACACAGGAAUCACGCCGCUGUCCCCUUCCCAUAUCGUGAAUGAUGCUGACCCAAACGUCUCAGAGCAGCAGAUGUUUCUGGUGGUGGUGGCCAUUGACUUUGGAACCACGUCCAGUGGCUAUGCCUACAGCUUCGCCAAGGAGCCAGAAUGUAUCCACGUGAUGAGGCGAUGGGAAGGGGGCGACCCUGGGGUGUCCAACCAGAAGACUCCGACCACUAUCUUGUUGACUCCGGAGAGGAAAUUCCACAGCUUUGGGUAUGCCGCCAGGGACUUCUACCAUGAUCUGGAUCCCAACGAGGCCAAGCAGUGGCUGUACCUGGAGAAGUUCAAGAUGAAGCUGCAUACCACGGGGGACCUCACCAUGGAUACAGACCUAACGGCAGCAAACGGCAAGAAAAUCAAAGCCCUUGAAAUCUUCGCGUACGCCCUGCAAUACUUCAAGGAGCAGGCGCUGAAGGAGCUGAGUGACCAGGCGGGGUCGGAGUUCGAGAACUCUGAUGUCAGAUGGGUCAUCACAGUGCCUGCCAUUUGGAAACAGCCCGCCAAGCAGUUCAUGAGACAAGCUGCCUAUCAGGCAGGCCUGGCCUCCCCCGAGACCGCCGAGCAGCUCAUCAUUGCCUUGGAGCCCGAGGCGGCCUCCAUCUACUGCCGGAAGCUGCGGCUGCACCAGAUGAUCGAGCUGAGCAGCAAGGCCGCGGUCAACGGGUACAGCUCCAGUGACACAGUGGGAGCUGGGUUUGCACAGGCUAAGGAGCACAUACGGCGUAAUCGGCAGAGUCGGACCUUUUUGGUGGAGAAUGUCAUAGGAGAAAUCUGGUCCGAGCUGGAGGAAGGUGACAAGUAUGUGGUCGUGGACAGUGGCGGGGGCACCGUAGACCUGACCGUCCAUCAGAUACGGUUACCGGAGGGACACCUGAAAGAACUGUAUAAAGCAACAGGUGGACCCUAUGGAUCCUUAGGAGUAGAUUAUGAAUUUGAAAAACUUCUGUGUAAAAUAUUCGGAGAGGAUUUUAUCGAACAAUUCAAAAUCAAGCGUCCCGCGGCCUGGGUUGACUUAAUGAUUGCAUUUGAGUCUCGUAAAAGGGCAGCAGCCCCGGACCGAACAAACCCACUGAACAUCACCCUGCCCUUCUCCUUCAUUGACUACUACAAGAAGUUCCGUGGGCACAGCGUGGAGCAUGCCUUGAGGAAGAGCAACGUGGAUUUCGUGAAGUGGUCCUCACAAGGGAUGCUGAGGAUGAGUCCAGAUGCCAUGAAUGCUCUUUUUAAGCCAACCAUUGACAGCAUCAUUGAGCAUCUCCGGGACCUGUUUCAGAAGCCUGAAGUGUCCACUGUCAAGUUCCUCUUCCUGGUGGGAGGCUUUGCGGAGGCGCCCCUCCUGCAGCAAGCGGUCCAGGCUGCCUUCGGCGACAAGUGCCGCAUCAUCAUCCCCCAGGACGUGGGCCUCACCAUCCUCAAGGGCGCCGUCCUCUUCGGCCUGGACCCCGCGGUCAUCAAGGUGCGCCGGUCGCCGCUCACAUAUGGGGUGGGCGUGCUGAACCGCUAUGUGGAGGGCAAGCACCCACCCGAGAAGCUGCUGGUGAAGGACGGUACUCGCUGGUGCACCGAUGUCUUUGAUAAGUUCAUCUCCGCCGACCAGUCGGUGGCCCUGGGGGAGCUGGUCAAGCGUAGCUACACCCCGGCCAAGCCUUCCCAGCUGGUCAUCGUCAUCAACAUCUACAGCUGCGAGCACGACGACGUGAGCUUCAUCACCGACCCGGGGGUGAAGAAGUGCGGCACGCUCCGCCUGGAUCUCACAGGGACCAGCAGCACAGCCGUGCCCGCCCGGAGGGAGAUCCAGACCCUCAUGCAGUUCGGGGACACAGAGAUCAAGGCCACGGCCAUCGACAUAGCCACCUCGAAGAGCGUCAAGGUUGGGAUUGACUUCUUAAAUUACUAACAGACCCGCCCCGCCGCCUGCGAACCCCGCCCCCACCCCUGGACUCUGUUCCCCUGCAUCUGCUGACCUCAACCCUGACUCUUCUUUCUCUGUCCUUGACCUUCAGCAUCGCCCACCUGAAUUUCAGCAGGGAAGAUGGGAACGACUAGGGCUAGAAACAGGGAUUUUUGAGGACACACAGGAAUCAGAAAAAACUGUCGGAGGUUUGGGAAUAAGAAAUCUGAGGAUCCUGGAAGAGCAGCUAGUUUUCAUAGGUGCCCAGUGGUGAGACAGCCACCCGACAAGGGAGUCAGUCUGUUUCUGCAGCGGCGAUUCAGCUUGCUUUGAACGGAUCUCUGUUAGGAUGCCCUGAUCUAUUUGAGACUUUUCUUUUUACGUUUUUUUGGAUGGCAGUCAAUAUAAAAUGCUGUCCAUCUGCAGUUAAUUUCUUUUCAUCAUCAUGUGAUUAAAAGCGGUGAUUCAGUGGGAGCUGGGAGCAUGUGCAGCUGGUGGGAGAGGCCUGCCCACGCUGGGCACUAUUUUAGGUUCUCAUAAUUUCAAUUCUGAAUAGCUUCAGUGAGGAGUAACUAUCGCCUGAGCUAAUCUACUAGGAUUCGAGUGAGUGGGAGAGCUGAUGCCCUCACUUUUCAGCAGGUGAAAGCUGGCUUCGAGCGAAGUGGGUGGUUUAGGCGCUGCUGACUUAUCCCAAAUCAUACGCUGGGACAUCAUUCCCCGGAUGCCAGAUCCUGAUUUCUGAAUUCAUAAAAUAACUCAAGUUAACCUUAGUAGGCUUCUGUGUGAGGAAAUGGGCUUGCAGUUUGCCUUGUUCACAUCACCAAGCCCGGGAAUCUGGAACAGCCCCUCACCUUGACAAGCGUCCCUAUUAUAAAUUAACUCCCUUCUCCCCCUCAUCUCCCAAAGAGUUUUGGCCCCGCAUUCCCACAUUUCAAAAAGAAUACAUUGGUGAUACGUGGGUAGAGAAUCUGUACUAUGAAAUGUUUCGCUAAAAUCUUCAGUUUUUUAGGCGUAUCUAAAAGGAAUUCAUAGAUUUGUACUUGAUGAAUUCAGCCAGGUCGGUUCAAAGCUGAUCUGUGGAUCCCCUUGUGAGAACUGCCUGGGUGCCUCUUAAAAGCAGGUUUCUGGAUCCUGUUCCUUUUACAAAUUGAAUUUGGGUCUUGGUGGGGGAGGAGGGGACCAGCAUUUGCAUUUUCAGUAGACACCACGGGGGACUCUGGUUCCAUGGGAAUCUGAGAACUCCUAACUUGAGGUUUUGUUGGAAGCUGAAGCACACACCAGCGCCUGCAGGCUCCCCCUUGGGGAGAGGGAUUUUCAAGUGAAGAACCGGGGUCCCACACUCUGCCCUUUGUGAGUGGGGCUGGGGCUCCACCAGGCUUGGGGGUGGCGCUUUUAGCCCUCACAGGAAUAGCCUGCAAAGGAGGAAGGUCGGAAGAAAGGGACCCUAAGAACAGAUGAGGAACCAACUGGUGUCUCUGCUGGAACUCAUUCCUAUUUGAAAUCCUUGGAGGCAUGCAUAAUAAACGAAGGGAGGAUGAGCUAAGGGACUCACUUCAAGGCAAGCUGGAUUCACAAACCCAUUACCAUAGCCAAUAUGCAGAUUCGAAAUAGCAUUUCCAGUUUCAUUUGAACAUGUCUUUCCACACCGCCUGCUGCAGAAUUCCCUGCUAGAAUGUGAAACACGAACAAACCACUGACCUAGAGAAUGCUAGUCAUGUAACUUAACUUCGUAGCAGGAUUGCGCAUCCAGGCACAGAGGUGUGUUUGCUGGGGUUCUCUUGCUGCCUGCUCUGCUUCAAAAGCUAAGUGUUCUGGGUCUUUCUUUGGUGUUGCCAGCCAUACUCUGCAAAUAAGACUUCUCAAUUUAGUUAUAAGUAAUAUAAUUUUAUGUACAUACAGUAUUAGAAUAUUGUACAGAAUCUUUAUUUCUACAAUGUGCUUUGUUAAAAAAAAAAAAAACAAAAGGAAAAUGCUCUUUGAAUUUUGUUGAUGACAUUGCUGCCUUUAAUUUCCCAUGGCUUCAUUUUUUAAUUGCGCUUACUUAUCCAUUUGUACCCGAUACUAAGCUUAUGGACUAUGUAUGCGAGACUGAGCAAGAGUCAGAGGUGCGGAGGCUCCGAA
Mirounga angustirostris (Northern elephant seal) is the source of this 4298-nucleotide messenger RNA. RefSeq names its product heat shock protein family A (Hsp70) member 12A (gene HSPA12A). NCBI's taxonomy places the organism in Eukaryota, Metazoa, Chordata, Mammalia, Carnivora, Phocidae. The transcript has 12 exons. The record is from RefSeq and is a predicted model, not a curated record. Bases 153 to 2183 code for a protein of 676 amino acids.